AAAAAAAUUUCUUCUCUCUCAGAUAAACCCAUCAACUUCAGUUUCUCUCUGGACUUGGUAUCUCCAAGACUCCAACAAAAUGGAAAGGCACCACCAUCACCACCACCACCACCACACCAUCAUUUCUUCGCCGUCGUCGCCGUCGCCAACCACUUUUGUUCAAGCAGAUGCUAACACUUUCAGAGACUUGGUCCAAAAGCUGACCGGCUUGACCAGUUCUGACUCUGAGAAACUACCCGUCACUACUACCCACCCUUCUUCUCGACUCCCUUCUAAACCCGCCAUACCCGUUGAUCCAACCGCCCCGCGCCGGUCGCCUUUCAAGCUUCAAGAACGUAGGCACACCACGAGAAAGCUGGAAAUCAAGCUCGGUCUCACCACUCUCCGUACACCAACAAAUCAUCACUCUCCACGUCAAGCUCACCGGGUCGACUCACCGAUUCCCAGCCCGGUAACUCCACUUGGGUCUGAUUCUUUGUUUUUCCCGAGUUCAGGCACGGCUUCACCGUCAUCUCCCGCUCUUUCAGAAGAAGAAAAAGCCAUUGCUGAAAAGGGAUUUUACUUGCACCCAUCACCUUUAAGUACACCAAGAGGAAGCGAGCCGCCGGAGCUAUUGACUCUGUUUCCACUAACUUCACCGCGUCAGAAAGCUCAAGAUUUGGAUUUAUGUCUACGUACAACAAGUAUAAAUACUAUAUUCCCUUCAAUUUGAUGCAUUUGAGGUUUCUAUGGUGGUUUUUUUUUAUCAUUUUAGGGUCGCUCGUUUGCUGUAUAAUAUAUAAGAAAGUUGAGAACUAAUUUUCGUUAAAGGUGGUUUGAUGAUUAGAUGUUUAAGCUGUGUUUUUAUUUCUAUUAUUAUUAUUAUAAUAUUUAGAAGAAUGGAAGAGUGAAAUGGAUUCAUUCAUGUAUAUUUUGACGUUCCUUGUGGAAUUUGAUGUUCUUCUCUGUUGUUUGAUGAAUGCGUGCAUUAUGAGUGUUUCUU
Pistacia vera is the source of this 982-nucleotide messenger RNA. Its product is annotated as VQ motif-containing protein 33-like. The coding region runs from base 80 to 712 and encodes 210 amino acids. NCBI's taxonomy places the organism in Eukaryota, Viridiplantae, Streptophyta, Magnoliopsida, Sapindales, Anacardiaceae. The transcript has a single exon. The record is from RefSeq and is a predicted model, not a curated record.